Cucurbita moschata (crookneck pumpkin) is the source of this 1898-nucleotide messenger RNA. RefSeq names its product UDP-glucose 6-dehydrogenase 1. Gene Ontology annotation, cellular component: cytosol; nucleus. The transcript is spliced from 2 exons. Bases 160 to 1602 code for a protein of 480 amino acids. Gene Ontology annotation, molecular function: NAD binding; UDP-glucose 6-dehydrogenase activity. The record is from RefSeq and is a predicted model, not a curated record. Lineage: Eukaryota; Viridiplantae; Streptophyta; Magnoliopsida; Cucurbitales; Cucurbitaceae. Gene Ontology annotation, biological process: glycosaminoglycan biosynthetic process.
ACUUAAUCGUCUUUUCCUAUUUGUUUGAGGGCAUUUUCUUUGUACACAAUUUGCGUAUUUAAAACCAGCUUCUUCUUCCUCCAUUUUCCAUUCUGAAUCUCUCGCACCAAGUUUCAGAAACCAAUUCUCUGAGAGAGAUUAUAAAUUGACAAGGCAAAAAUGGUGAAGAUCUGCUGUAUUGGUGCGGGAUAUGUCGGAGGACCUACAAUGGCUGUUAUUGCACUCAAGUGCCCGAAAAUUGAAGUGGCUGUUGUGGAUAUCUCAGUGUCUCGGAUCAAUGCCUGGAACAGUGACCAGCUCCCAAUCUACGAGCCAGGUCUUGAUGGCGUCGUGAAGGAGUGCCGUGGCAGGAACCUCUUCUUCAGCACUGAUGUGGAGAAACAUGUCUUUGAAGCUGAUAUUGUUUUUGUCUCCGUCAACACUCCCACAAAAACUAGGGGUCUGGGAGCUGGUAAAGCUGCAGAUCUCACUUAUUGGGAGAGCGCUGCUCGUAUGAUUGCCGAUGUAUCAAAAUCUGACAAGAUUGUUGUUGAAAAAUCGACUGUCCCGGUGAAAACUGCUGAGGCCAUUGAAAAAAUCCUUACCCACAACAGCAAAGGAAUAAAAUUCCAAAUUCUCUCAAACCCUGAAUUCCUUGCUGAAGGAACUGCAAUUAAGGAUCUCUUUAACCCAGACCGUGUCCUCAUUGGAGGGAGGGAGACCCCUGAGGGUCAAAAGGCCAUUGGUAUGCUGAAGUCCGUUUAUGCUCAUUGGGUACCUGAGGAGCGGAUUCUCACUACCAAUCUUUGGUCUGCUGAGCUCUCCAAGCUUGCUGCCAAUGCUUUCUUGGCUCAGAGAAUUUCAUCUGUUAAUGCCAUUUCAGCUCUUUGUGAAGCCACUGGUGCAGAUGUUUCUCAGGUUGCCUAUUCUGUUGGCACAGAUUCCAGAAUUGGACCAAAGUUCCUCAAUGCCAGUGUUGGUUUUGGUGGAUCUUGCUUCCAAAAGGAUAUCUUAAAUCUGGUUUACAUCUGUGAAUGCAAUGGCCUUCCAGAGGUAGCAGAGUACUGGAAACAGGUGAUCAAGAUCAACGAUUACCAGAAGAACCGGUUCGUUAACAGGGUAGUUGCUUCUAUGUUCAACACAGUGUCAAACAAGAAGGUCGCCAUUCUUGGCUUUGCUUUCAAGAAAGAUACCGGUGACACGAGGGAGACCCCUGCCAUUGAUGUAUGCAAAGGACUCUUGGGAGACAAGGCACGGUUGAGCAUCUAUGACCCCCAAGUCUCUGAGGAUCAGAUCCAGAGGGACCUCACUCUCAGCAAGUUUGAAUGGGACCAUCCUACUCACCUCCAGCCAAUGAGCCCCACAACUGUUAAGCAAGUGAGCGUCGUCUGGGACGCCUACGAAGCAACCAAGGAAGCUCAUGCAGUCUGCAUCCUGACCGAAUGGGACGAGUUCAAGUCUCUCGACUACCAGAGGAUAUACAACAACAUGAUGAAACCCGCAUUCAUCUUCGAUGGCCGAAAUGUGCUUGAUGCAGACAAGCUGCGUGAGAUCGGUUUCAUCGUCUUCUCAAUCGGAAAGCCUCUUGAUUCAUGGCUGAAGGACAUGCCAGCAGUGGCUUAGAUUUUGCCUCCCCCUUCACAAUGGCUUCUUCCUCUUUGCAUGCAAGGCAACAAAAGCAGUUGGAUUCUUCCCCAUAUUUUUAAUGUAUUGUUGUUUGUUUUUUUACUUUCAUUCUCAUAUCAUAUCUCUUGUCUUGUCAGGACCCUCGAAGGUUUGAGACCAUAUGUCUUGCCUUCACAAUUGUCUCCAUCUCUAUCGUUUUAUGUUCCCAUAAAUUUUUUUGUUAGAAAGUUCAUUACGUUUUUCUUUGCUUCAUAAAUGUUCACAGCUUUCCAUUUGUCCUUAGGAUCCCAUAA